Messenger RNA from Debaryomyces fabryi, 456 nucleotides. RefSeq names its product holo-[acyl-carrier-protein] synthase (gene PPT2). The transcript has a single exon. Gene Ontology annotation, molecular function: holo-[acyl-carrier-protein] synthase activity; magnesium ion binding. The record is from RefSeq and is a predicted model, not a curated record. Lineage: Eukaryota; Fungi; Ascomycota; Pichiomycetes; Serinales; Debaryomycetaceae. Bases 1 to 456 code for a protein of 151 amino acids.
AUGGUAAGAAAAUUAGGCAUAACAUUAGGCAUAGGAGUUGAUAUUCUCAAGACAAAUAGGUUUAAGGAAUUGCUAUUAUCGAAGGGUGAACUCAAUUCACUGUUUACUUCUAGGAUGUCGUCAAGAAUAUUACAUCCAGAGUUCGAGUUACCCAAAUUUAACGAACUUAAAGAUAGCAAUAAACUAAACGAAUGCAUAUCUCUAAUAUCCGGUAGUUGGGCUUCAAAAGAAGCAGUUUAUAAAACUUUAGAUUGUGAAUAUCAAAAACAGUUUCAGUUCAAAAAUUGGUAUAGAUAUUACAACGAGCAAGGGAAGCCUUUUAUACGAAGUGAUUUCUACAAGAAAGAAAAUGAAGAGUUUCAUUUAAGCAUAUCUCAUGAUGAUGGGCUAUUAGUAGCGACUGUCUUGAGACAAAAAAUUUACGAAUUAAUGAACGAGGAUUUUAUAGGUAGUUAA